UGGGCCCUGCUUUGCUUUGGGGGGAGCAAACGGCUGUAACGUCGCACCAGGCCCCGAGCGCCGGUGCCUGGGUUUGGUAGCAGCUCGGCCGAGGGAAAGCAGGCAGACGGGAGGAAGGAGGCGAAAGUAGGAAAGACGAGGCAGAAGAGGCACUAGCAAGCCUUCUACUUCUGACUGUUCUCGUUUGGUGCGGAGACUGAGUGGGGAAACGGUAUUGCACCCACAGAAAUCUUACUGCCUCUGUCUUCUAGGAAAGCUAGAAGAAUGUUCUUAGGUGCAAAACCUUGCUUUUAUUUCUCCUCUUGUAAGUGGUGUUUCAGGUCUGUCUUCCAGAGAGGCAACAACCCUUGCUUCACUGGGAAAAGAAAUGUUUGUAAGCAGUUUGAGGAUCCUGGUUGCACCGUUGAAGAAAUGCCUUACUUGAUUUGAUAAUCUAAGACAGCUCCCUGUUUGAAUAAGGCAUAAAAAGAAAAUGGAAGAAGAUGAGACCUUACAAAGUGAACCAGAGACACCAAGAGUUAAAACACAUGCUUCUCCUGAAAUCAGCCGCCAGAUAUCAGUUAGCGAGUUCCUUUGCCAUUGCUGUUACGACAUUCUGGUCAAUCCCACCACCCUGAACUGUGGGCACAGUUUCUGUAGACAUUGCCUAGCCUUGUGGUGGGUAUCCUCCAAGAAGAAUGAAUGUCCAGAAUGCAGAGAAAAAUGGGAAGGAUUCCCCAAAGUCAACAUCCUCCUCAGGGAUGUUAUUGAAAAGCUAUUUUCUGAUGCCAUUGAACAAAGAAAAGAAGAUAUUCAACAAAACAGUGAUAUAGCACGCAGUUUAGCAACCUUCCAAAAAUAUGGGAAUGACCAGAUUCCUACAGCUCCAAACAUGAGAAGAAUUAAUCCUCGAGGAGGAGGAUUUUUUUCAGGCGUUCUGACAGCUUUAACUUGUGUAGCAGUAGUUCUGCUCGGGUAUCACUGGAGCAGCAGAGAAUUUGAAGAUGAUCUCCUUGUCCAAAAGCCUGUUGCUAAAUGGACUGCUGAAGAAGUGAUACUUUGGCUAGAGCAGCUGGGCCCAUGGGCGUCACAUUAUACAGAAAGAUUUUUGCGUGAGAAGGUGAAUGGAAGGCUACUUCUAACACUGACAGAAGAAGAUUUCACAAAAGAGCCUUACAAUAUAGAGAACAAUAAUCAUAGAAAAGCUAUUAUGACGGAAUUGGAAUGUGUCAAAACUUUAGGGGUUAAACCACCACAGAACCUUUGGGAAUAUAAGGCAGUAAAUCCUGGAAAAUCACUCUUUCUUCUGUAUGCGCUGAAGAGUUCUCCAAGACUCAGUAUGUUAUACCUGUACUUGUUUGAUUAUGCAGAAACUUUCCUACCUUUCAUCCACACAAUUUGUCCUAUGCAAGAAGCUGAAUACGAAGAUACUGUCACAAAACUACUAGACCUUAAAGAUCCUACUUGGAAACAGUGCAGAGAAUUCAUUGUAAAGUAUUUAUUCUUGCCAUACCAGUUGAUAGCUGAAUUUGCUUGGGACUGGCUGGAGGUGCAUUACUGGACAUCAAGAUUUAUAAUUGUAAAUGCCAUGUUGCUUUCUGUUCUGGAAUUAUUCUCCUUUUGGAGGCUGUGGUCAAGAAGAGAAUUGAAGACAAUUCCUCACAGAAUGUGGAGACAUUUCUGGAAAGUCUCAACCCAGGGUCUUUUUGUUGCCGUUUUUUGGCCUUUUAUUCCUCAGUUUGUCUGCAAUUGUUUGUUUUAUUGGGCCUUGUACUUUAACCCAAUUAUAAAUAUUGAUCUCGUGGUUAAAGAAGUUAGGCGUCUGGAAACACAAGUGCAAUGACUGGCACUGGAACUAUUGAGUAGUUUAAUUUCUAAAAACUGGUCUUUGAUUGAAACUUUGCUUUUCUUCUUGAUGUACGUGGUAGUGAAAAUGAUGGAUUAUGUUAACUUAAACAUGCAAAAAAGCCUUAAGGUAAGUCGCCCUUAAGCCAGCUAGAUUCCAAGCUAAAAGUGGGCUUUAUUAUCCAAAAUGAACUUUGUGUUUAAAAAAAAAAAAUCAUGUGUGAAUUAGUCUUUAAAAAUUUAUACUAUCAAGUCUUCCUAAUUUUGAUUAACAAAAUCCAACUUCUCUAUUCUGUCUUUUGAUAUCUGGUUAUUUUCAAGCCUGCUACGUAAAGCCUUAAAGUUAGUGUCUUCUGAACAGCUACAGUGAUUCUGUAAGUUAGUACUUCAUACCAGCGAUGUGUUGCUCAGAACUUCAGUUUGCCAAAGGAAAGCUGUUCCUGGAUCGGCUUGAUAUUGAAAGUACCUCAGGGUUUUCAGUCGGCUUUAAAUGCGACGUUCUUUGUUCUAAAAUUCCCCCUAUUGAAGGCAGAGAGCGCUUGAGGGUUGUUUUGGAAAAGGUGGCGAUUGCCAUUCAAAAUUUUCUUUGUUCAGAUCACUUAUACUUCAUCUAUAGCUUGUUUAAUGCUGUCUUCUUAAAGUGCUAAUCCUCAGAGUAAAUCGAGGGUUAUCUCUUAAAAGGAUUAUUUUGGAAAAGUGACCUGACACUGUAAUUACACCUUACUGCAAUAUAAUGUGUGUAUUUAGAUCUGUGACCAAAUACUGACUGAAAAUUUAUUUUGUAUAAACAAGAUGCCAUUUGAUAAUGUAUGGUUUUUGACUGAAGCAAAAGUUAACUUUGUUUUUUAAAAUGCCAUGUCCCCUUACAUUCUGUCUUGUUU
Struthio camelus australis is the source of this 2705-nucleotide messenger RNA. The record is from RefSeq and is a predicted model, not a curated record. Lineage: Eukaryota; Metazoa; Chordata; Aves; Struthioniformes; Struthionidae.